AGUCUGAGACCGCGACAUCUGAGACCGCGACACCGGCUCACUGCGUGCAACCACAACACCUGGGGGUCAACAGUUCGACAGGUUGUAAACAUUCUUGUACACGGGUAGAUACAAGUGAGUGUAUCCGCAACGGAAAUAGUCUUCAGAAAAGGUAAAAGAACUGUACCACAUUCUAUGUCUAAGUCAGCCUAAUUAUCAUCAACCUUGAAUCAUGCAGCAGGUGCCAGAUCCACCAUGAUAUUGUUGAAAACACAGUGCCUUUGACAACAGCCACUAUAAAAAGGAAACCAUUAAGUUUAUGACUGAGAAUCAGCCAAGAUAAUUCUGUAGUGGGAAAGGCAAAAUGUCUCCAGUAAAACAGUUGUAAGCAAAAAAAUAGAACAGCAUGCUAAAUUAGCUUGUGCUGACAAGAAAAAUAUGAAAGAAGAAAGCAUGGAAACAACCAAACAUGAUGAUAGUGAAGAUAGCAUGGAGAAUAAAACUGAUGAUAAACUGCCGCUGAAUCAUAGAACAAAUAUGUGUGAAUCUCCAGCGGAGGAGACAGAAUACCAGAAGGCUGGUUCUAUUCAUCUUCACAAGAAUUCAUCUAAGGAGAAAUUUGAUUUGCUUGGCUUGUUGUCUCCUGCUAUUCCUUUGUAUCCACACAUGAAUGGGACAGACAGCAUUUCACAGCAGUUUGAACAGUUAAGUGGCAAAGACAAGAAUCUCAUUUUGGUGGCUGCACAUGUGGAUGAUGCCUUGAGGGGAAGAGGUGCUUAUGGGAAGGCGAGAGCCAUUUUUAAACUAAAAUGGCAGCGACGGUGUUUUGCCAUCAUAGACAGCAAAUGGUUCAACAGAGUCAUGUAUGCUUUCAUACUUUUACACACAGCAUUGGUGUUUUUUGAGCCUACACAAGCACAUGUUAAACCGGGGCAGGUACACUGGGUGGUUUUUGUCUUGGAGUUGCUCUGCCUCUUCAUGUACACCAUUGACAUUGCACUUCAUCUCCAUUACUUCACCUUCAAGACAUUUUGGACCUGGUCGAUAGAAGAAACCAAGUGGACCAGGGUGGAAUUCAUCUUUCUUUUGAUGUUUGUGAUAGAUUUUGUCAUUUUGGUGCUGCAGCAUUUCAUGCCACACCUGCAUUGGGUUCAGCCAUUCAGAUGUUUGAGACUGGCAGCCAUAUUGUGCAAGUCAAAGAAUGUGUCCCACAUAUUUGAUGUGUGUUUGUCCAUUAUUUACAAGUUAGGAAAGGUGUUUUUCAUAAUCUUCAUCUUUAUUGGAAUAUUCUCAGCAGUGGGUGUCCAUGUUUUCUCCCAAAGCUAUCACUGUUUAUCAACAAACUCCAGUAUUUCAUCAAAUGAUUCCAAUUCUAAUGGCAGCAGAUGUGUGGAGGAUGCAUCUAAUGUCUACACAGGUGCUUUUGAUAAUAUUGGUAUUGCUGCACUCAGGCUUUUUGUUCUGUUAACCACCGAGAAUUACCCUGAUUUAAUGGUGCCAGCCUAUGACAAGCAGCAUGCAAAUUUUAUCUACUUUGGUAUCUAUUUAUAUGUGGGGGUGUUCUUCUUGACAGCAAUAUUGCUAGCCAUUGUUGUAGAAAGUUACUGGGCAGUUGCUAAAACACAUGUAAAAAGAGAGAGAAAAAGAGAGAGGGAGGAACUGGUGAAAGCUUGGAACAUUCUAGAUCCACUUGGAGAGGGUGAGAUUGAUGUGAACGAUGAAAGAAUAUUCACCAUAUUUCAGAUGCUCAGGCCAAAGGAUUCUGAAGAAGAAAUAAGAGAGCUUAUAGAGUAUGUGGACCAUGACCAAAAUAAUGUUAUUGAUGUGUUCAACUGGACAACCAAAUUGACCGAGGCUCUUCAAGUUCAGUUUGACCAGGAUGCUAAUGAUUCUUUGCAGUUGCAGGAAAAGACAUGUGCCUCAAAGAUGUCUGCAAAAGUGAAACAGUUCAUAGACUCCACCAUAUUUACAAGAACAAUUCUCAUUUUAAUAGUAGUUCACAGUAUUCUUUUCUGUAUCAAGUGGCAUGGGAUGAAAGAAACAGACGAAUUGAUAGUUCAGGCCCUGAAGACCUGCAUCAUCUCUAUAUUUUUUGUUGAAAUCUUGUUGAAGCUCAUAGGCAUUGGCAAGCAACUGAAACAACCCCUAGAGUUCCUCGACAUUAUUUUAUCAGUUGUGGCCAUUUUGACUAAUGCAUUGUGGUAUUUUGUGCCGAGUGUGUUCCAAGAGGUGGACCCAAUGACUUACAAAGGUGCUAUGGUGGUGACAUCAUGUCUCGCCGUGUUUUGUAGGCUUGGGUUAAACUCCCGCCAGACAAGGAAAGCUGUUCUGAUUAUCAUGAAGAUUCAUCCUGUCAUGUUUGACUUGAUUGUUAUGGUGGUGAUCAUUAUGUUUUUCUAUGCUGUCCUUGGAUUAGAAAUCUUUUUUGGGCAGACAGAUUCCUCGGGUGCAUCUGUUCAACAUUAUGAGUAUGAUUGUGGUCUAGGCUUUGAAUCCCUGUGGAACUCCAUGGUGUGCUCCCUGCUGCAUACUUUUCAGCUUGUAACCACCAGUAACUGGCAUGACAUGAUGAAUGAUGCAAUGAAGUCCACCAACGACUGGGCAUCUCUGUACUUUGUGUCUGCCUUUGUGGUCAUCAAUCUAGUGGUCAUGAAUCUGUUUGUGGCAAUAACCAUUGAGGCCUUUAACAAGCUUGGAGCAGUGGAAGAACCAAGUGAUUCAGAACAAGGCCCUGAAGCAGAAACACAGGAAAAGUUUUCAGAGACUGCAAAGAAGUUUUUCACAAGUAUUCUAGCCAGUUCUAGGGAUGACAGAGAAGACCCCACUGUGCAGGUUGUGAGUCAUGGAGCUGCUGGAGGAGGGAGAAGAAUGUCCAUCCCUGCUCUCUCCAGACACAGUCUCAGUCACACAAGCCUGGCAGGUAGUAAUGUCAGGUUGACAGAAGUGAUGGCCUCCCCUCCCUCACAGAGUCUAAGGGAUGAGUUGGAAGAAAGUGAGGAAGAUGACUACACAGGAUUGACAUCCACUGAAAUAAAGGAACGGAAAAUGAAAAAGAGAAUGCAGCGUCGCAGGCGGCAAGAGACUAAGAUAAAAGUGAUAAGUGCAUAUCGUAAAAAGGACGACUCCCAGUUAGACCUUCAUAUGGGAGAUGAAGUGACUAUAUUAGAAAAGAGUGGAGACUUUGUUAAGGGGACAGCUAGAGGAAAAACAGGGUGGUUUCCAGCCCACUGUGUGAAGGAGCUGGUUAAAGGAGCUAAGAGGGCCAGACGCAGACUAGCAGCCGCCACUGCAACAGUCGAACCAACAGGGAGCCUGACACUCACGCAGGGCCAGACUUUGGCAUGGGGAGCUGUUUCUCCUGCAGCAGAGACAGUGGCACGUACUGAAAAUAUUCCAGGCUCUCAAACUAUGCCAGCUUCACUACAAAAAGUCAACUCUUCACCAGGGAUGUUGUCCCACCUAAACAGAGCUGAUUCAUUUAAAAAUAAAGGCACUACAAGGAUAAAGCGACAGCAAGCUGGAGACUGGAGAAGGCAAAUACAUGGAGACAUGACAGUCAUGAACCAAGAUGAGCUUUUUGACCUACAGAGAAUGUCUAAGGCAAAAUUACAGAGAAAAAAGGAUACCCCUGGAUGGUCUGGGAACAGCCCGUCUCCAAAUUCUACAUUGACUACAACUUUAACAAGUUCCAUCUCUCCACUGCCAGAACCAGAUGUUGAAGCCAAUUUAAUGCCACCUCGCUCCAAUGUUCCACAGCAGUUGUCAGACAAAGACCAAACUGAACAGUCCUCAGAGAUCACUAUAAUGCCGGAGCUGAAUGAAGAGGAGGAGGAAGAAGAAAGUGAAGAAACUCUGGGCAAGUUAAAUGUAAAUGCUGAGAAUGAGGAAACAGGAGGCAAAGAUAGCUUGAGUGUGGAAGUCCCCAGAAUACCAAGCAAAUACAAGAAGAAGGUUGAACAGAACAAAAAAGGAGAGAUGCCAGAAUGGGCCAAAAAAUUCAUUUCUACCAACAAUAUUGAAGUUACUGAAGAUUCUGUUUUGGAAGAAGCUGAGAUACCCGAUGCGAUGUCUGACCAAGAAACACCAGAAAUUGAUCUCAGUAUACUCACAAAAACAGUAGGAGAACCCCUUUCUGGAAGCAGUCCCUCUCUUGCUUCAAGAAGCAGUUCUAGAGACAGGUCACAGGAGGCAGACAGGUCACAUGACAGUGACAACCAAUCAGAUUACUUACACCACAGAGCAGACAUCAAGGAAGGAACAUUAACAAAUCACAGUGAAGUUAGAGAUGACGCAUCUUCAAAUGGAAGUCUUAGAUUUGACACGUCCAUUGAAAGAAUGAACAAUGAGUCAGCAAUUUUUGACCAAAAUGGUGACUUUGAUGAAUUCAACGGAGGGGAAAAGUCAGAGACUGGUAAAAUGUGGGCAUCACCUACUAUAGGGAGCCAAAACUUUGAAAGUAUAGAAUCUCAGGUGGAGCCUUAUAGUAUUUCACAGGACAUCUCACUUCAGCCACCUACUGAAAAUCAAAGGUUGGAGGAGGAGGAAGAGGAAUUCAAUUCUGGUGUCUCCAGCCUGUCUUUACAUAGUAUGGACAGGAUAGGAUCAGAGUUACCAACACAUGACUCGGGAACAUUGCCCAAUGUGGAAACUGUUGAAAUUAGCACUUCAAACUUGCAAGAAGAAGAGGGCCUAGACCAAAGCACAAGUAAAACAAAGAAGUCAAGAAAGAGAGACAGAGCUGCUGUCAUCAGUAAGUUGAGAAGACAGGACAAGGAGAACAGUCACUUACCAUAGGAAUCAGUCGUGAUCACUUCACACUUUCAGACCUGUCAACCACCAUAAUCUUCUCAACAUAUACACCGCUUUUUCAACAUACUUUGAUCUAUAAUUUUGUGCUCUAAGAGAAUACAGCAGAUUUAAAACUUUUAACAUAGAUAUGAUUUAGAUUUAUGAAAAGAAUACUAGAUUGUUUUCUAAGGAGACUAAUCAUAUUUUUACCUAUGAAGCAUGAUAUUUUGACCAAUACUUUUUUACCCUCUUAACACAGAAGACAACGAAAAACUUCUUUCAUCUAAAAAAAAAGAUUUAACUCAAGUUUACAACAGAAAUAAUGCUGAUAUUUAUACCUCCCUGUGUUAUGUACUCAUUAUUAAGAUAAUGCCUUGUCAAGCCAUGCACAUUCUUAAACAUGGCUGCCAUGACUCAGUUAUUCUGGAAUCCUGCAUUUAUCGUACCCUCUACCAGGGCCACAGAUUGAUUUUUCACAAGAUAUUCACAGAUAUGUCUUUAGAUAAAUAUAUGGUCAUUUUACUAUCUCUGACCCUGUGCUGAGAAAUCUAGGUUGAUUACAUGGCUCGUAAUUGUUUGCAAAACUGCUCAGGCACUAGCUGCCAUUUAAUAGACAUGACCAAGUCCCUUUGACAACAAUCAAGACAGUUAAUUGAUCUGAUUUUAAUCACUUGCACUUUUGCAACAGAUAAAAAUAGCCCCUUGUGAAUAGCAUCUGACUUCAGAUUGAAGUUAACUGAGGAAUCUCCUGUAGCAGUUCCCUACAGAGUGCUUACAGUGUCAUCUGCGCGCAUGCAGAUUUAAUUGCUUCCAUCUGGCCAAAAAUUACAGGGUGGCUUUUGGUAAUUUUUUCUUUAAUAUCUGCCACCCUGGUAGAGGGAACAUUUAUCAUGGGCUCAUCAAAGUGGACUCAUUUUGAUGGGUCCAAGAUUUUAUCAUUUAGCCAUCUUGUCACUGUGACUUGUUAUUACCUGUUAUGUGAGCUUUGAAGGUUUAUGUUUAGUGAGUCCUGAAAUAUCAUAGAAAUGACUUCAGUUAUUAUAUAACUACAUAAUUAAGAACUGCUGGAUUGUAUUUUUGUAGUUACUCUGAUCAUUGCAGUGCUUUUUGGAUAGAAAAGGAUGGGUUGCUUUUUUUUCACCACAUCAAAAGAAAAAAUGCCAUAUAAAGUAAUCAAAAUACAUGAUAUUUUUGUGUUCAAAGGGUUGUAAUUUUUUAUCAGUUUUUAUACAGGUUAUCCAUUUUGGGUAUUGCUUUAAUGAUGUACAUUUGUGCCGUACUCAGUAUUGUAAAAAUUGUGAUUAAAUGUGAGUAAAUGUUCAGUCCAUGUUUUAUUUUUAAUUUGGAGACAUCAAAGUCUGAAGACAUUUUGUUGUAUAAGCCAUACCAAAACAGGUGCAACCAGCAAUUGAAACAUACAACUACAUAUUAUAUUUUGUCCAUAUAUAUAUAUAUAUAUAUAAAUCCAUCCACUUUCUUGACAAUUUUGAUCCUUUGUCUACUUUGCUACUAAUUUACAUGUUUCAAAUUUACACAUUUUAUUUUGUAAAUGAAUAUUUAGAACAAUAUUUGUUGUACAUAUUUUAAAAGAUCUAAGAGAUGCCAUAUAAUUUGCUGAUUUUUUUUAUCAUGUAAAUUCAUGAUUCCUUGAUUUCAGUAAUUUGCUUUCAGGAUGUUUUAUAUAUGCUCCUUUUUCCUGUUAUUAGUUCUUGAGUAUACUUUUUUCAAUGUUUUUCUUCUGCUCAAUGUAAUUUCAAAGGGACAAAUUCAUUUCCAUUAAUUUGCUCCUUUAUUUAGUAAAUCGGGAAAGAUAUGUUACUUACCAUUUUAAUUUAUUCCAAUUUAACUCGACUUUUUGUAAUCAUUUAAUGAAUAAAAGAUAAAUGGUACUGUGAGAAAUAAAACAUGAGAAAGAGAACAUGA
Molecule: messenger RNA, 6690 nt
Organism: Lingula anatina
Lineage: Eukaryota; Metazoa; Brachiopoda; Lingulata; Lingulida; Lingulidae
Biological process (GO): monoatomic ion transport; transmembrane transport
Cellular component (GO): membrane
Molecular function (GO): monoatomic ion channel activity; protein binding
Source: RefSeq, a predicted model, not a curated record